CCGCAACUUUCGACCUGAUGUCGACUUUGUCGUCGCCUACUCGAUCCAUACCAAUAAUUUCAAUUCACACCCGCAAUGCAGAAGGUAGUCCAGCGAAGACUAGCUGCCGAGCAUCAGGCUCUGCGCCGAGCGGCAAAGCAAAAGGGCAAGGACGACAACGCAAAGGAAUGGACCGCGCGCUGGCAGGCCCAGGCUCGUGGCAAGCAGGAGGCUGUCUACUUCAAGGAAGAAAAGCACCGCAGACGCGAGGAAUAUGAACUCGGCCCUCAACUCGCCCCGAGACGCGAUACUGGACACCUCAAGGAAACAUACGGCACCGUCGAUCCCAGCGUCAUCCAGACUCCAAAGCUCCAUUUCACCAUGUACAAGCACUUCAAGAGCCCCUUCGCUGUCGGCGACAGGGUCGUCAUCACGAAGGGCAAGGAUGUUGGCAGAAUCGGAAAAGUCCAGGAGGUUUUCCCUGACUCUGGUUACCUACGUGUUCUCGACUUGCGAAAGGCCGACUUCCACGUCCCUGAAUACGUUCGCAAGGAAAACAAGGACGAUCGCCCUGUUGUACAACAACUAAUGCCCAUUCGCUGGGAUGAAGUCAAACUUGUCUUUCCCCUCCGCGAUCGAACCACUGGGCACUUUGAAGACGUCAUUGUGGACCGCGUUGACCUGCGCAAUGCUGGUUGGGUAGAACGUAAGAACGGUGGGCUGGAAUACGUGAAAGGCCAACGCUACCUUCCUGGUACCAGGAUCCCUCUGCUAUGGCCCAAGACCGAUGAGCCUGCCAAAGCAGAGCCGUUCGAUGACGACACCCUCCGUAUCUCUGUCGACGAAGCCACUCACCGCCCAUACCUGCUCCAACCACCAAUGCCUCCAGUCGUCAUUGACGAGUUGAGAAACAAGUACUCCAUCUUCCGUAGCCGCCACGAGCCAGAGUACAUUGCCGAAAAGGAGGCACAAGACCAGGCAGCCAAGCACAGGGAGAAUCUCGCUCGUCUGGUUUCCACUCCUCUUGCCGAGCUGAAGGAGCAACAGCGACAGGAGAAGCUCGCAAAUCCUCUCGAGCUGUCCGAGGAACAACUCGCCAGAAUUGGAGAGGUCAUGGCCCAGGAAAAGCAGAACGCCAUUGCCAAGGUCUCGGAGCAAUAAGCUUGUUGCUUGUAUUAUGGUUCACAUGUGGUUUGCAUCUGCGGCGUUUUGGUUUCUUCCCCUGUAAAAAUACACCCCUUAUUACCCUACCUUUUCUACUCGAUAUGUGCCGUAUAUCUCUCAGGCAAAAAGAAC
Messenger RNA from Aureobasidium subglaciale EXF-2481, 1275 nucleotides. RefSeq lists its product as uncharacterized. The transcript is spliced from 2 exons. Bases 76 to 1140 code for a protein of 354 amino acids. Gene Ontology annotation, molecular function: RNA binding. NCBI's taxonomy places the organism in Eukaryota, Fungi, Ascomycota, Dothideomycetes, Dothideales, Saccotheciaceae. The record is from RefSeq and is a predicted model, not a curated record.